UUCGAAAUGGACCAUUCUGACCUCAAUAAUGAAGUGAUUGAUAAAGAAUCCUUUUUCAAACAAGAAGGAGAAAUUGCUUCUCGUGCUGGAAUAACUAAAAGAAAACCACUUGAAGUUCUUCAUAUACCUGAUGCUGCCUUUAAUCAGGCAUCUAGGUUAUCAUAUGGCAAACAGGCUGGUUUUGUGUGGAGAAUUCAAGAUAAAUAUUCUGAUAAAAAUGGAGGAGUUUACAAAUACGUUUUUGAGUGUCAUCACGCAGGAAAGUUUUUAUCAAAGAAAACUGCCACAAAUUCUUCAAAUCAACGUAAUAGAAACUCAAUAAAGACAAGUUGUACUUGUUUUAUUAAUAUAUGUUGGCCUUUUAAAUCAUCUGGUCUGACUAUUACAAAAUUAAAUCUCACACAUCACGGUCAUACACUCAAUCCGGAUACCAUCCACUUUGCCAAUAUUUAUCGCCAGCUUCCUCAAAACAUUAUGAAUAAGAUCGAAUUUUAUAUAAAUAUGAUCUCCAAUAUUAGUCAACAUACAUUAAGACAACUUCUUCAGGGUGAAUUUAAAGACCAGCUAUUUUUAAACAAAGAUUUAGCCAAUACUAUUCAACGUUUUCGAAAGGGUAAUAUAAUGGAUAAUGAACAAGAUCCUGAAAAUGAUGCUUCAAAUCUUCUCAAACAAUUACAAAGGCUAAAAGAAAACGAUCCAAUGUGGUUUAUAUCUUAUCAUUCAAUUGAAAUAGUUCUUCCAACUACACGAUAUUUACAUUGUAUUUUUCACAUAAUUCAGAAUCUCAAAAAACAUCUUACACGACCACUUGGAUCACGUUAUAAAGAAUUUCAAACAGAUUUAUUUUCUUGUCGAAAUACUUUGUUUGAAACCAUUUUUGAAUCACGAUUUGAAUUGCUAUAUACAAAUUAUCCAGAAGCUUCUUCAUAUUUAAGGACUACUUUAUAUCCAAUUAAAUAUCGAUGGGCUAAAUGUUUUACAUUUCAGGAUUUUAAUGCUGGAAUGUCAUCAACUCAACGAGUGAAAUCAAUCAAUGCUAUUAUUCAUAAAUUUGUUAAUUCACAUUCAACACUUAUGGAAUGCUUCAAUGGUAUACAGAAUUUGUUGGCAGCUGAACUUCAAAAAGCUGAGUAUCGUGAUUAUUUAGCUAAUUUGCCUUUUAGUAUUACUUCUUCAUCAGCAGUUCGUAUUUUUCCAAAUUUAGUAGAGAAAUUGAAAGAGAUUUUAACUGAUGAGAAGUCUGAUCCAUCUGAUUGUCUUGAAGAUGCUAUCGAUAAAUGUCAAAUUGCACUCAAUUAUCUUAUUAAUCGUAUUAAUAUUGAUAAUAUAGUAGAGAUUUGGAAAGUUAAACAUAUGGCAACCAAUAUAAAAUUAAUUAAUUAUGUAGCAUUAUGUCAAGAUUAUUCUCAUAUUUCUUUGCUAAAAAAUCGAUGGUAUAAAAAAGGUGUUGAUAUAGAUAAUAUCAACACUAUAUAUGAUUCUUUUGGAAUAUAUAAACAGACUGAUGCAGAAAUCAAAAAUUCAACUUUAAUUUCUAU
This is a messenger RNA of Funneliformis caledonium, 1538 nucleotides long. NCBI's taxonomy places the organism in Eukaryota, Fungi, Glomeromycota, Glomeromycetes, Glomerales, Glomeraceae. The record is from the annotation of a GenBank genome assembly.